Molecule: messenger RNA, 486 nt
Organism: Penicillium alfredii
Lineage: Eukaryota; Fungi; Ascomycota; Eurotiomycetes; Eurotiales; Aspergillaceae
Product: DUF3602 domain-containing protein
Exons: 1
Coding region: 1-486 (161 amino acids)
Source: RefSeq, a predicted model, not a curated record
AUGCCUGCUUCCAAUUACCGCGUCAUUGAACCGCACCCGUCGGUGCCGCACACCAGCCGCCCUGCCGUCUACACCGGCCGCGGCGGCUGCGGGAAUGUCAUUAGCCUGAAAAACACCAAGACCACUCCCUCGCGCACCGCCACGGGUCCCGCCUCGCUGACCCGCCUCGACUCGCGGACUCCGUCGACCUUUGUGUCCGGCCGCGGCGGCGCUGGCAACGUCCACCGCAGCAGUGAACGCGCCAUCUUCAGCUUCGACGAGGAACUCGAGCGCGACCUACGCCGCGCUGCCCCCGUCUACCAUGUCGGCCGCGGCGGUGCUGGCAAUACCAUCUUCGGCGACGACGCCAGCUCCAGUCUCAGUCGCAAGUACUCCGCUGGGAGCACCACGACCAACAGCAGUGCCGGCUCGGUGGCGGACCGCGCGCGUGACAAGGCCCGCCGUGGUCUCGAAAAGGGCUGGGGCAAGCUCAAGGGCGCCGCCUAA